CCUCUCUACUUUGCUCUUACUUCUUCAUUUCCAACUCUCUUCCCUCCUUUCAUAUAACCUUAUUCUUCUCUGCGUUCCCUCCGUCCGGGACUGCUUUUAGGGCUUGUUGGGGAUGUGUUGUGGUUCAAAAAGUGAACUCGUUUCCUCAAAUUUCACAAUGGAGGGUGAGCUACAGGAGCAAAAAACUGUUGCUCCAUGUAAUUGCUCCGUUUUGCUCGAAUUGGCUGCCUCUAAUGAUCUGGUAGCCUUUAAAACCGAAGUAGAAGAGAAAGGUUUGGAUCUUGGUGAAGCAAGUUUCUGGUAUGGUAGAAAAAUCUGGUCGAGAAAGAUGGGAUUUGAAGAGAGGACACCCUUGAUAAUCUCUGCCAUGUUCGGUACCGUUGAUGUUUUGAAAUACAUCAUUGGAAGUGGCAAGAUUGAUGUGAAUGGGGCUUGUGGUACUGAUGCAGUUACUGCCCUUCAUUGUGCUGUUGCUGGUGGUUCGGAUUCUUCGGUUGAGAUUAUCAAGCUGUUGCUUGAUGCAUCUGCUGAUGUUAAUCGUGUUGAUGCUAAUGGGAACAAACCUAUCGAUCUGGUUGUGCUGGCUUUAAAGUCUUUGAGUAAUUCCAGAAGAAAGGUGAUUGAGUUGUUGCUAAAAGGUGAGAAUGUAAUUGGUGUUAGCGGUCAUAUUCUUAACCAGAAAGACGAAUCUGAAAAGACGGUGCUGCCUCAGUUGGUGAAAGAAUCUGAGAAGAAAGAAUAUCCUGUUGAUGUAUCACUUCCUGAUAUCAACAACGGUAUCUAUGGAACUGAUGAUUUCAGGAUGUAUACCUUUAAGGUGAAGCCUUGCUCGAGGGCAUACUCCCAUGACUGGACUGAGUGCCCUUUUGUUCAUCCUGGCGAGAAUGCGAGGAGGAGGGACCUAAGGAAGUACCCUUAUAGCUGCGUGCCCUGCCCCGAGUUCCGGAAGGGGGCAUGCCCUAAGGGUGAUGCUUGUGAAUAUGCUCAUGGUAUUUUUGAAUCUCGGCUGCAUCCUGCUCAAUAUCGAACAAGGCUUUGCAAAGAUGAGAUUUGGUGCAAUCGCAAAAUCUGCUUCUUUGCCCACAAACUUGAAGAAUUACGUCCCGUGAAUGCUUCAACUGGUUCAGCCAUGCCUUCGCCGAGGUCUACUGCUAUCAAUGCAGUGGACGUGGCAAAUUUGAGCCCUCUAGCACUUGGUUCAUCCUCCUUGCCACUGCCUACUGCUUCAAUACCACCCAUGUCUCCUUUAGCUGCUUCUUCCUCUCCAAAUAUCUGGAACUUGUGGCACAACAAAGUUAACCUCACUCCACCUGCCUUGCAUCUACCAGGUAGCCGCUUAAAGGCUGCUUUUAAUGCCAGAGAUUUUGAUUUGAAAAUGCAAUUACAUGCCCUUGAGAACCAUGCUAGCCAAUUGCAACAGCAACAGUUGAUGGAUGAAAUAGCUAGUCUCUCCUCCCCAUCUAGCUGGAGAAACGAAUACAGUAGGCUUGAGGAUUUGAAGCCUACUAAUCUCGAUGGUGCUUUUGGAUCCCUUGAUCCAUCUCUUCUGUCUCCCUUGAAGGGACUUUCAGUAAAAUCUGCAACACCAACCCAGUUGCAAUCUCCAACUGGGCUUCAAAUUCGCCAAAACAUGAACCAGCUCCGAGCAAGCUACCCAAUGAACCUUUCAUCAUCUCCGGUGAGGCAGCCAUCAGCAUUUGGUUUUGACUCAUCUGCUGCAGUGGCUGCAGCAGUAAUGAAUUCCAGGUCUUCCGGAUUUGCAAAACGGAGCCAGAGUUUUAUAGACCGUGGGGCAAUGACCAGUCGGGCUGGACUUACUGCCACCUCCACAACCAUGAUGUCUUCAAAUAUUUCUGAUUGGAGUUCCCCUGAUGGGAAACUGGAUUGGGGCAUUCAAGGAGAUGAGCUGAACAGGCUUAGGAAGUCUGCUUCUUUCGGAUUCCGGAACAACAAUCCCACCACAACAGCAACGACAAACAUGAUGGCAUCCAAUGCCAAUGAGCCAGAUGUGUCCUGGGUUCACUUGAUCGUGAGAGAUGGUGCUUCUACGGGAGAGCAGUUGCAGCAGCAACAACGUUACAGUGUCGGUAAAGGGGUUCAAGAAACACUUCCACCGUGGAUGGAGCAAAUGUACAUAGAACAGGAGCAGAUGGCAUAAGAAAUACCCCUCUGCUCGUAUCCAUAUUCUAACUUAUAUAUCUAAUA
Molecule: messenger RNA, 2205 nt
Organism: Hibiscus syriacus
Lineage: Eukaryota; Viridiplantae; Streptophyta; Magnoliopsida; Malvales; Malvaceae
Product: zinc finger CCCH domain-containing protein 29-like
Exons: 2
Coding region: 113-2158 (681 amino acids)
Molecular function (GO): metal ion binding; protein binding
Source: RefSeq, a predicted model, not a curated record